This is a messenger RNA of Pleuronectes platessa (European plaice), 1805 nucleotides long. RefSeq names its product GDP-mannose pyrophosphorylase Aa (gene gmppaa). Gene Ontology annotation, biological process: biosynthetic process. Gene Ontology annotation, cellular component: cytoplasm. The coding region runs from base 128 to 1396 and encodes 422 amino acids. The record is from RefSeq and is a predicted model, not a curated record. Lineage: Eukaryota; Metazoa; Chordata; Actinopteri; Pleuronectiformes; Pleuronectidae. The transcript has 12 exons. Gene Ontology annotation, molecular function: transferase activity.
GUCUCGUCGACGUCUAAGCACGGAAGUGGAAGCGGAAGUGCCGUCGGAGCAGCUGUAGGUACUAGGUAGUCGUCAGAGCAGAGUCAGACUGACAGGUUUGUGUGUCGGCCCACAGCUCCCAGUCGACAUGUUGAAGGCGGUGGUUUUGAUCGGAGGUCCCCAGAAAGGCACAAGGUUCAGGCCGCUGUCUUUUGAAGUUCCCAAACCCUUGUUUCCAGUAGCUGGUGUGCCCAUGCUACAGCACCACAUUGAAGCAUGUGCAAAGGUGCCAAACAUGAAGGAGAUUCUGCUCAUUGGCUUUUUUCAACCAAAUGAAGAACUGACCAGGUUCAUGAUUAAUGCGCAGCAGGAGUUCAAGAUUUCCAUCAGGUAUUUGCAGGAGUACUCGGCCCUGGGUACCGGAGGAGGCAUCUAUCACUUCAGAGAUCAGAUUGUCUCCGGCAGUCCGGAGGCUUUCUUUGUCCUGAAUGCUGAUGUGUGCUCAGCGUUUCCCCUCACAGAGAUGCUCAGCUUCCAGAAGGAACACGGAGAACCAAACAGCUCAGUUAUCCUGGGGACAACGGCAAACAGAACACAGUCCUUGAAUUACGGCUGUAUUGUUGAAAAUGAGGAAACGCAUGAGGUCCUGCAUUACGUGGAAAAGCCGAGCACGUUUGUGAGUGACAUCAUCAACUGCGGUGUCUACCUCUUCAGCCCGGACAUCUUCCAGCACAUCGGUGCAGUCUUCCAGAAGAAUCAACAGGACAUGUUACUAGAGGAGCCAACCAACGGCUGGCACAGAGCAGAGGCCAUCAGGCUGGAGCAGGACAUCUUUACGGCCCUGGCAGGAACAGGCAAACUCUACGUGUAUAAAACACUCAAGUUCUGGAGCCAGAUCAAAUCUGCAGGGUCUGCAAUUUAUGCCAGUCGAUUGUACCUCAACCAGUAUCACAAAACCCAUCCUGAAAGACUGGCGUCAAAUAAGGAAGGAGGACCAAAAAUAAGUGGUAAUGUCUAUAUCCACCCUACAGCCAAUAUUGACCCCACUGCUAAGUUGGGUCCCAAUGUCUCCAUUGGCACUGGAGUGACUAUUGGUGCAGGGGUCAGGGUUCGGGAAUCGAUCAUCCUCCAUGGUGCAAAUCUGCAGGAUCACUGCUGUGUUCUGAACAGCAUCGUGGGAUGGGAUAGCACCGUCGGCAAGUGGGCGAGAGUGGAAGGAACCCCGAGCGACCCGAACCCCAACGACCCGUAUGCAAAGAUCGACAGUGAGACGCUGUUCAGAGAAGGGAAACUCACGCCCUCCAUUACUAUUCUCGGUUGUAACGUGACCAUCCCCUCCGAGGUGAUCAUACUCAACUCGAUUGUCCUCCCACACAAAGACCUGAACCGCAGCUUCAAAAACCAGAUCAUUCUUUAGCUAAUCUUCCCCGUGCUCCCGUCCACUUACUGUCCCUGAUGAAGGAUGCGGCUGAGCGGCCGCUGCCACUGCCUCUGAGUUACUGUAUAUAAGAUGUCCAAAAUGAAGAUAUGGGACAUUCAUUAAAUAGUUUUGAAAGAUAGAUUUUUAUAUAUUUGUCCCCAGGCCUUAUGCAUCAUCGGAUGGCAGCAAAAUUGGUGAGGGGCUGAUCAUGCAUGUUGAUUCACCUUGAAAAGUGCUGUGAUGCCUGAGGUUUAUAUUGUUUUUCUAUCAACGUUACCGAACUGUAAAACGAUUGCAGACACUGUUUGGUCGGAUCUAUUAUAAUGUUUCACCCUCGGCGAAUCCUGAGACUUGUUACUGAUGCUCGAGAUUAGAAAUGACUGGCAAAUAAAGAUCUCAGGCUUCA